Messenger RNA from Epinephelus moara (kelp grouper), 5498 nucleotides. RefSeq names its product UPF2 regulator of nonsense mediated mRNA decay (gene upf2). The record is from RefSeq and is a predicted model, not a curated record. Gene Ontology annotation, cellular component: exon-exon junction complex; cytoplasm. Gene Ontology annotation, molecular function: protein binding; RNA binding. The transcript has 21 exons. Gene Ontology annotation, biological process: nuclear-transcribed mRNA catabolic process, nonsense-mediated decay. Lineage: Eukaryota; Metazoa; Chordata; Actinopteri; Perciformes; Serranidae. Bases 55 to 3924 code for a protein of 1289 amino acids.
UCAGUGGCGCCAACAUGAGGGGUCCUUCCGCCGUUCACACGGAAACCGACGGUAAUGACCGAUGUUUGUUAUGCUACAACUAGCAGUAUGCCUGCUGAACGCAAGCGCUCAGUAAACAUGGACGAGAAAGACGUUUGCAGCUUCAGCAACAAGGACAAAGAGAAGGACAGAGACGGUGACAGACGACCAGCGUCCGCCCGGGACAAAGCAAAGGACGAGGCCAAGAUGAGCGGGAAAAAAGACGGCGGCAAGGAGGAGAAGAGGAAGCGUCUGGAGGAGGAGAAGAAGAAGAAGGAGGAAAAGGAGCGGAGAAAGAAAGAGGAGGAGAAACAGAAAGCGGAGGAGGAGCAGAAGAAGAAAGAGGAGGAGGAGAAGAGACAGCAGGAGGAGCAGGAGAGGAAGCUACAGGAGGAGGAGUCCAAGAGACAACGUGAGGAGGAGGCAGCUCUCCUCAAGGAAAAGGAGGAGGGGCAUCAGCUGCACCAGGAGGCCUGGGAACGCCAUCAGUGCAGGAAGGACCUCCGCAGUAAGAACCAGAACGCCCAGGAGGGUCGCCCCGAGGAGGCCUUCUUCAGCCGACUGGACUCCAGCCUUAAAAAGAACACCGCCUUCGUGAAGAAGCUGCGCACGCUCACCGAACAGCAGCGAGACUCGCUCUCCAAUGACUUCGCCUCGCUGAACCUCAGCAAGUACAUCGGCGAGGCCGUGAGCUCCGUGGUGGAGGCCAAGCUGAAGAUCUCUGACGUGGGCUGCGCCGUCCACCUGUGCUCCCUCUUCCACCAGCGCUACGCCGAGUUCGCUCCGUUACUCCUCCAGGCGUGGAAGAAGCACUUUGAAGCAAGGAAGGAGGACAAGGCGCCCAACGUGAGCAAGCUGCGUACAGACCUGCGCUUCAUAGCUGAGCUCACCAUCGUCGGCCUGUUCACGGACAAAGAGGGGCUCUCGCUCAUUUACGAGCAGCUGAAGAACAUUAUCGGGACCGACAGGGAGACGCACACACACGUGUCGGUGGUGAUCAGCUUCUGUAAGCACUGUGGGGACGACAUCGCCGGUCUGCUGCCCCGAAAGGUGAAACUGGCAGCUGAGAAGUUCGGCCUGAGCUUCCCUCCGAGCGAGAUCAUCAGCACGGAGAAACAGCAGCCCUUCCAGAACCUUCUGAGGGAGUACUUCACCUCUCUCACCAAACACCUGAAGAAGGACCACCGGGAGCUGCAGAACACCGAGAGGCAGAACAGGCGUAUCCUACAUUCCAAAGGGGAGCUGAGUGAGGACAGACACAAGCAGUAUGAAGAGUUUGCCACUUCCUACCAGAAGCUGCUGGCCAACACUCAGUCUCUGGCCGAUCUGCUGGAUGAGAACAUGCCAGAGCUUCCUCAGGACAAGACGGUGCAGGAGGAGCACGGCCCCGGCAUUGACAUCUUCACUCCUGGUAAGCCUGGAGAGUACGACCUGGAAGGAGGGAUCUGGGAGGACGAAGACGCUCGAAACUUCUAUGAGAACUUGGUGGACCUGAAGGCGUUCGUCCCUGCCAUCCUCUUCAAAGACAACGAGAAGAGUGGCCAGGGCAAAGACAAGGAGGACGGCAAAGACGGCAGAGAGGGGAAGGACUUGGCCAGCACCACAGAGGAGCUGGAGCUGGAGCUGGAGGCUCUGGACAUCACAGACGAACCUCUGGAACUGGAGGGACCAGAUGAGGCAGAGAACGAAGAACUGGCCAAGAAGCUGCUGGAUGAGCAAGAACAAGAGGAUGAAGAGGCGAACACAGGGUCCCACCUGAAGCUGAUCGUGGACGCCUUCAUCCAGCAGCUGCCCAACUGUGUCAACAGAGACCUCAUAGACAAGGCCGCCAUGGACUUCUGCAUGAACAUGAACACCAAGUCUAACAGGAGGAAGCUGGUCCGAGCGCUCUUCACUGUCCCCAGGCAGAGGUUGGAUCUUCUGCCCUUCUAUUCUCGCCUGGUGGCGACUCUUCAUCCCUGCAUGUCAGACGUGGCUGAAGAUCUCUGCUCCAUGCUGAAGGGAGACUUCAGGUUUCAUAUUCGGAAGAAGGACCAGAUCAACAUCGAGACCAAAAACAAAACAGUCAGAUUUAUCGGGGAACUGGCCAAGUUCAAGAUGUUCUCAAAAACCGACACGCUUCAGUGUCUCAAGAUGCUGCUGUCUGAUUUCACCCAUCACCAUAUCGAGAUGGCGUGCACACUGCUGGAGACCUGCGGCCGCUUCCUCUUCAGAUCCCCCGACUCUCACCUGCGGACCAGCGUCCUGCUGGAGCAAAUGAUGCGUAAAAAGCAGGCGCAGCAUCUGGACGCCCGCUACGUGACGAUGGUGGAGAACGCAUACUACUACUGCAACCCGCCGCCCAUGGAGAAGACAGUGAAGAAGAAGAGGCCCCCGCUGCAGGAGUACAUCCGCAAGCUGCUCUACAAGGACCUGUCCAAGGUCACCACGGAGAAGGUGCUGAGGCAGAUGCGUAAGCUGCCCUGGCAGGACCCCGAGGUGAAGAGCUACCUCAUCUGCUGCAUGGUCAACAUCUGGAACGUCAAGUACAACAGCAUCCACUGUGUGGCCAACCUGCUGGCCGGCCUGGUGGCCUACCAGGAGGACGUGGGCAUCCACGUGGUGGACGGAGUGCUGGAGGACAUCCGGCUGGGGAUGGAGGUCAACCAGCCCAAGUUCAACCAGCGGCGGAUCAGCAGCGCCAAGUUCCUGGGCGAGCUCUACAACUACCGCAUGGUGGAGUCAGCCGUCAUCUUCCGCACCCUCUUCUCCUUCAUCUCCUUCGGGAUCAAUCAGGACGGCAGCCCCAGCGUGCUGGACCCUCCAGAGCACCUGUUCCGCAUCCGCCUGGUGUGCACGCUGCUCGACACCUGCGGCCAGUACUUUGACCGAGGCUCCAGCAAGAGGAAGCUGGACUGUUUCCUCAUCUACUUUCAGCGUUACAUCUGGUGGAAGAAGAGCAUCGAUGUUUGGACCAAAGACCACCCGUUCCCCAUCGACAUCGACUACAUGAUCAGCGACACCCUAGAGCUGCUGCGGCCCAAGAUGAGGCUCAGCUGCUCCCUGGAGGAGGCCACCAAACAGGUCGCUGACCUGGAGAGGGAGGUGCUCGUCAAACUAGGUCUGGCCAUGGAAAAGGACGGUCGCUCCAGUGCCAUGAGCGAAGGGGAGGUGCUCGACGAGGAAGACGACGACGGGGAUGACGACGAGGAGGGUGGCGCUGAGACCGAGGAGCAGUCGGGCAACGAGAGUGAAAUGAAUGAACAGGAAGAGGAUGAAGGGUCAGAGAACGAAGAAGAGGAGAGAGAGGAAGAGGAGGAGGAGAACACGGACUACCUGACUGACUCCAACAAAGAAAACGAGACUGACGAGGAGAACAAUGAGGUCACCAUCCGCGGCGGAGGACUGAAGCACGUGGCGUGUGCUGAGGACGAGGACUUCAUUCAGGCUCUGGAUAAGAUGAUGCUGGAGAACCUGCAGCAGCGCAGCGGUGAGACGGUGAAGGUGCACCAGCUGGACGUGGCCAUUCCUCUGCAGCUGAAGAGUCAGCUGAAGAAAGGCGGCUCCAGAGAGCCGUGCAUCGGGGAGGCGGAGUCGGACAUCUCCGACACCAUGCAGUUCGUCAUGCUGACACGCAAAGGCAACAAGCAGCAGUAUAAGAUCCUGAACGUGCCGCUGUCCUCCCACCUGGCAGCCAACCACUUCAACCAGCAGCAGGCGGAGCAGGAGGAGCGCAUGAGGAUGAAGAAACUCACCCUGGACAUCAACGAGAGGCAGGAGCAGGAGGACUACCAGGAGAUGAUGCAGUCCCUCGCUCAGCGCCCGGCUCCGGCCAACACCAACCGGGAGCGCCGGCCUCGCUACCAGCACCCGAAAGGCGCUCCCAACGCCGACCUCAUCUUCAAGACCGGAGGAAGGAGACGCUGAUCGGAGUUCUGGGUCCGGGCUGAACGAGCGAGCAAGAGAGCGAAUGAACAAGCGUGAGAGAGAGAGACGAUCGGAAGGGACAGCGGUCCAAACGGGGGACGAGUCCUGAAGCGGGGACAGACAAAGCCCUGACCUGAACACACACUGCUCCCCCCCUGCUGAGGGAGGAGAGACACACUGGGGUCAGAGGUCAGGGUCAGACAGACGGCUCUCUUUUCUUUUUGUCUGUUGCCUGGGAGACGACAAAACAAACUGGAUCAGAACUACGAUGACUCAACACGUGAGCGUCCGACCGGACGGCGAGACGGGACAGAAUGAAGGGGCGGGACGAAGGGACGGAUGGAUCGCUUCCUGCCGUCACCAGGUGGAGGAAACGUGACUCAUAAUUAGGAGUUAGAAACCUGCGAGUGGAAAAACAUUAAACCAGACGUAGUGAGGGGAACUUCCUGUUGUUUGUUUGUUUGUUUUGGAACUUUCAAAAUAAAAGCGGGAACACUGCAGCGUGGCGUCCAGGCGGCGCUGAGGAGGAGACGAAGGGCGGGACGGACAGUUGACACUGGUUCAUAAACUGGUCGCCCAGUGACGUGGAGGUGUUUCGUACACGAAUGAUGUGACUGAGGAGAUGAAGAGUGUCCGAUGGUUUCAGACUCGUGCUCUGGAGGUUUGUUUGUGUCACUGACGGUUUCUGGUCCUCACUUCCUGUUAACUGAUUCAUGACACACAUGUUUUACUGUCCUACACCUCUUCUGAUCAGCAGAUCACAAUUUGGUAACCUUUUUUUAACUGAUCUGCAAUUUCCAGCGUUAAUUCUUCCAGAGAAGAAGAAACAUUUUGUACUUGUAGCCGCUCCAGUGUUUUUCUGUUUUAUAUUAUUUCUAAGUGGAAUAUUUUCGACUUUUGGACGGUUGGUUGAACCCCCCCCAAAAAACAUGAAAACUUCACUUCACGCUCAGCAAAAUUUGGAUUUUUUACUUUUCUUUUGACAGUUUAUAGACCAUAUGAAUAACUGAGAAAAUAAUCUGAUUAAUACAAAGUUAAAAUGAUCAUUAGCUGCAGUUGCUGAUUUCUGAAGUCAACUGACGGGUAAAUUCACAAAGAAUGGAUCGCGUCCACUGAUGUCACCGUGAAUGUGCAUCACAGGAUUCAGAUCUAAUUUGGAACCAGGUUUUGGUUCCCGACCCCUCGUCAUGAUGCACAUCGGUAUCAUGUUGCUCACGUUAUAUGUCGGUAACAGCAGCCCUCCAUCCAGCGAAGCUUUAAAGGAACAGUUUAAAUAUUUGGGGAAACACACUUAUUCAUUAUCUGGCGGAGACGUAGACGAUCAGAUUGACACCACUCUCAUGUUUGUGCAGUGAACAUGCAGCUACAUGCAGCAGCUGGUUAGCGUAGCUUAGCUCAAAGACUGGAAGCAAAUAGAAACAGUUAGCCUGGCUUCAUUUCAGAGACGACGAAAUCAAGAAUGUUGUCAGUAUGCAAAAAUAAUUAAAUUGGAACUGCAUCAUUCUUGAACUGUGUUGUAUUAAAGGGAUAGUGCACCCAAAAAUGAAAAUUCAGCCAUUAUCUACUCACCCAUA